AUGGCCGAUUACGGCUACCCCGACGGCGGCGGCAAAGAGAAGGACAUGCAGUGGCCACCGGCUCCUCCCGAUUACGGCUGCCCCGACGACGGCGGCAAGCGGCCGCCCUUCGUCCUCAUCGAUCCAAAGGCCUACUUCGCCGACCGCAAGAACGCCACCACCGCCGUCAUCGAUAUGGAGGCCGGGGAAACCAGUCUCAGGGGCCGACUCCAGGUCACCUUCUGCGCCGUCGCCCCGCCGCUCGUUUCCUACUUCUGCGUCCACGCCUCCCACAUGGACCGCACCGAGUUCCCCGUCACGCCCUACAUCCUGGCCACCGAGACCGACGGCGGCCUCGUCCUCCUACGCGUCGCCACCGCCGACCCCGACUAUCCGACCAGUCACUUGCGUCCCCGAAAUUGCCAUUACUUCGUCUACGACGCCCUCGCCCGCAAACUUCACCAACUCCCGCAACCCGGCUUCCAACACCGACUCAGCCCUCUCUCGCUCGCCAUCAUGCGCAAGCCCAGCAAAAAAAGCUCCAAAAACACCAGCAAGCACGUCAGCCUACGCCCCCAUGUACAUGUACAUGGAGGGACCGAGGCCGAGGCCGACUUCGUCGUUGCCGCAAAAUCCUACAUUUUCUGGGGUAAAGAAUCUCCUCACCUCUGCAUCUAUGACUCUGCUAUCAAGACCUGGAGCAACAAGCCGGUGGUGAUGGGUUCAUCAUAUCCAGAAAUCCACCUCCCAAGCAAGACACUCACCAUCGGAGGAAGCAAUGGCACCGUGGCUUGGGUGGAUCUCUGGCGCAACAUCGUCUUCUGUGACGUUCUCGCCAAACGCCCCAAGCUUCGCUACCUGAAGCUGCCUUCCGAACCCGGCGAGGGGGAUUUCAAUCCAAGGUCUGUUCGCGACAUUGCGGUCUUUGGCAACACCAUCAAGUAUGUUGCCAUGCUGCUUCAGCCCGGCAACACAAGCUCCUCUAAGGUCCCCUCCUGUCGUUGGACGACCACAGCAUGGAGCAUCAAGAAGGCCCGUCGGUCCUGGCCCAAGGAAUGGCACAUGGAAUGCAAGCUCGAUUCCAACCAUAUAAAGGUUGAUGCGGCUGGUACCGUCGCUACCUUCCCUUCCUCGUUGUCUGUUUGCGUUGGCCUCCCCACACUCAGCCUGCGGAAUGAUGCCAUUGUUUACUUCCUCGCCAAGAUUGACUUCAGCCCAAGGCAACACACAGCGUGGGUGCUUGCUGUUGACAUGAAGAACAAGACUGCUGAGCAAGUGGUGGAGUUCCCUGCUCAGAGGACUUAUUGUGUAGCCGAGGGCUACGACACAAGUAGGAUCUCUGCAUAUCUCCAACCCGUGCCAGGUAUGCAGCAAAUGCCUAAACGACCAGGGGUGCUGUUGAUGAAAUGCCCUAGCAAGAAGCAUGCUAAAGAUGUUGAAGAUCCUAAAGAAGACGACGCCAUGAUGAUUGUUUCUUCAUGA
Triticum turgidum subsp. durum (durum wheat) is the source of this 1461-nucleotide messenger RNA. Lineage: Eukaryota; Viridiplantae; Streptophyta; Magnoliopsida; Poales; Poaceae. The record is from the annotation of a GenBank genome assembly.